Messenger RNA from Penicillium salamii, 1884 nucleotides. The record is from the annotation of a GenBank genome assembly. NCBI's taxonomy places the organism in Eukaryota, Fungi, Ascomycota, Eurotiomycetes, Eurotiales, Aspergillaceae.
AUGAUCUCCUCCACACGAUCAUUGAGCGCUGGAUCGCUUAUGCUCGCUUUGUUGGCCUCCCCAGUGGCGGCUGGCAGCUACUCCCUUGUGGAGAACUGGCAGGGAAAGAAUUUCCUGGACUUUUUCAACUUCCACGUCGGUACCGACCCGACAAACGGCUACGUCAACUAUCUCGACAAGGAAACAGCGGAGAGCGCUGGGCUGGUCAAGGUGACGGAUUCUGGCAGUGUAUAUCUGGGUGUCGACCACACGACUAAGCUGAAUCCCAAUGGAAAGGGACGUGAUUCGGUUCGCAUUGGCAGCAAGAAAUACUACGAUCAGUCGCUGAUCAUUGCCGACAUCGCACACAUGCCCGGUAGCGUCUGCGGUACAUGGCCCGCCUUUUGGUCCGUGGGCAAGGAGUGGCCCGGAGAUGGCGAGAUUGACAUCAUUGAAGGUGUGAACUUGCAGGACCACAAUGAGAUUGUUAUGCAUACAGCUGGCACUUGCAGUCUGACUGAUACGGACAUGACCGGAACCGUGAACGCAACGGGCUGCGGUGAGGACCUCGGCACUGUUGGCUGUGUUAUUGAGGGCCACAAGGGCAGCUAUGGUACAUCAUUCAACGGCCAAGGAGGUGGUGUUUAUGCGUUGGAGUGGACCGCGGAGUACCUGAAGAUCUGGCAUUUCCCCCGCAACUCGAUCCCGGCAUCGAUCAAGAGCGGGAAACCGGAUGUGACCCAGUUUGGUACUCCCAUGGCAUUGGUGGAAGAAUCGUGCGAUGUUGCAAAUGCCUUCAAGUCACAGUCCUUCAUCUUCGACACCACUUUCUGUGGCGACUGGGCUGGAGGUGUGUUUGGCGACUCAGGAUGUCCGGCAACCGAUGCAGACUCCUUCAAGAGCUGUCACAAUUAUGUUGCUCACAACCCAAGCGAGUUCAAGGAAACUUACUGGGAGAUCAACUCGGUCAAAGUUUACCAAACUGGCGUGAAAGGAAUUGCCUCGGUUUCAUCCGAGUCUCAGUCUAUCCAAGCUCCUACCACCAUUGUGUCCAAGACACAGGCAGUCCAAACCAAGCCAACUGAGAAAGCCACCGAAGUCAAGUCCGAGCCCGCAGUCGCAACCCACUCAACUGAAACUGCCCCGGCUGUGGAGUCUACCACAUCUCCAUCUGACAACGCCUCUGUCGGAACCAUCCAAGAGUUGAACCCUUCGCCUGCUCCCGCACCCGCCUCGACGGAAGAGAGCCAUGCAACUCAGGAGGCGGAGGCUGUCCCGAAGAAGACCCGCACCGUCACUGCUCAUGUCACUGCAACUGAAACCAUCUGCCCCGAGGCAGAGAAGUCUUCUGCUGCCGUCGUGCAGGCCACCGCUGUUCGCCCUCAUUCCAGCCAUGGAUAUGCGCCACCCGCUGAUGACCAGAGUGCUACGGUCCCAAUCUCGCAGCAAGCUCCCACCACAGUCCCUGCCGCCCCAUCUUACACCUCCCCCGCAGAAUCUACCGCCGCGCCCGUCGCAAGCCCCAGUGUGCCUUCACCGGCUGCUGUUGAGCCCACUUCAGCUGGGUCUCCAGCCGGACCUCUCCUCACCCCGGAGAGCUUUGGCUCUUCAUGGGUGAAGCCCUCCGCGUCCGUCGUCCCUUCUGCGGAGAGCUUUGGCUCUUCUUGGAUGCAGCCCUCUGCCCUUCCAUCCGCGGUCGUAUCAUCUGUUCCAUACGAUCCCUCCCGCGCUUUGAUUCCCGCGCCUACUGAUGCUUCCCCGGCAAGUGGCUCCACCACAUCCGGGGUCUUCGUUCCUAGCGGCUCCGAGUCUGGAGUUAGCCCCGUCUUCACAGGCGCCGCCGACCGUGUGCUCGCGCAGCUUCCAGCUGUCGCGUGCGCCAUGGUCGUUGCCGUUCUUGUCUAA